Molecule: messenger RNA, 1203 nt
Organism: Truncatella angustata
Lineage: Eukaryota; Fungi; Ascomycota; Sordariomycetes; Amphisphaeriales; Sporocadaceae
Exons: 4
Coding region: 1-1203 (400 amino acids)
Source: RefSeq, a predicted model, not a curated record
AUGGCGCCAGCAAUGGGCAAGAAACGCAUCAUCCGAGCCCACUGUGGUCCACUAGAAUACCUACGAAUCUCCCAUUCCUUUGCCCUUCGAUGCAGUGAUGGCACGUUCCAAAUUAUCUACUAUCAUCACGGUGUCGGGAGUGGGAAGGGUAUCAGAGACAAGCUGUUUGGUGGUGCUUUCGGCACCGGAGUUGCAGAGAAUAUCCAGGAAGCUUACGCCUCGGAAUACCUAAAAUCCCGUUUCUUACGGGCAUUGGCAUCAAGCGAACAUGCUUUCCAUGCAUUGUCGUUGGAUGAAGUACGCGGGCCAUUCAGCCCUACCGUUUGGGAGCGUCUGCCGGAUGAGAAAAGUGACCUCCGCCAAGUUUGGUUUCCGGGAGACCACUCAAACGUUGGAGGCGGACACAAAGACCAAGGUAUUGCUGAUAUUACGUUAGCAUGGAUGAUGGACCAGCUGGCCUCCAUUGGCGUUGAAUUUAUCCCUCAUAUUUUAGACGCAUUGGUUCAGCGACGCAUGGAUUACUACAAGUCCCUCGGUCUCAACGCAAACAAGAAAGCCAUAGGAUGUGGUCUCUGUUAUUGCAAAUCUAGCAAUAUGCCUAUGCUAAAGCCACCAUUCUGGGCUGAGAAAUCUAUUCAUCAGGCUAACGAUCUGGUACGUCUAUGGAGUCUCCAUAAGAUACAGUCUGAGAGCAGCUGCAUACACAGAUUCACAUUAGCGAAAAGGCGGCGUACACCUAGGAUGUGUAAGAAGGUUGAUCCAUCAACUGGUCGAGAUACAGAUAUAUACCUGGAGGACACCAACGAAAGAAUCCACAGCAGCGUUCGCGUCCGUCUUGCAUGCCAAGGCUUAGCCGUCAAUGAUGAUUUGGUAUGGAAUUGCCCCCCAUUAACUAAGUUAUGGCGUCCUCGCCAAGUGGCCGCUGACUACUUAGAUCCCAUCUCCGAACAGGCAGCUUGGGGUCCUCCGACCAACCAGUCGGAUAAAAUAGGACAACCCAGUGGUGCUUCAGCUGCAGCUGAUGACCGAACGCGCUGGGUCUGGGAAUAUGCCGGCCCAGAUGUAGGGAAACCACCAACAACGGCAAUUGUCGAGGAAAAUUUGGGUCCGUUUGAGAAGCACCUUCAAAAGCUAUCUUGCGGGAAGGGAGUCUUGGAAAAGGCCGCCAAGGAAGGCUUCAAGAAUUUCAAGUUCUCAAGCUAA